AUGUUACUCUCGCCCUUACAUUUGCUUGCAUUGCCUCUCCCGUCAGCUGCCUAUGCCUUCAUGUCUGAGAGGUCAGGCAAAGCCGCACUCCUGUUACUCAUUGCCGCGGUUACUGUCGCCAGCAUCGUGUCAGAAUCUUUCGGCCACGUGCGUCGGCUGAGCAGUAUUUGUGCGGUUGCCCAGCCGCUAUUCCCUUCUCCUCAGGCCUGGUCUGAGUCUCGAUUGCGCAUCAGCACUGGCAUGACCAUUGAUGCCAUGUCGUCUGUCACUUUACUCUGCUCUCCCUCGUCUGCUUACUCACUCCCACCCUCCGUCCUGCCUUUAUCUCCCCUCCACCCACCCACCUCUGUUCUCAUGCCAACUGGCCAAGGCACCAGACAAUCUCAUUGUUCGCAAAGCGGACAGUAG
Molecule: messenger RNA, 408 nt
Organism: Protopolystoma xenopodis
Lineage: Eukaryota; Metazoa; Platyhelminthes; Monogenea; Polystomatidea; Polystomatidae
Source: the annotation of a GenBank genome assembly